Meriones unguiculatus (Mongolian gerbil) is the source of this 708-nucleotide messenger RNA. Its product is annotated as zinc finger protein 120-like. Gene Ontology annotation, cellular component: nucleus. NCBI's taxonomy places the organism in Eukaryota, Metazoa, Chordata, Mammalia, Rodentia, Muridae. The record is from RefSeq and is a predicted model, not a curated record. The transcript has a single exon. The coding region runs from base 1 to 708 and encodes 235 amino acids.
AUGCACAAAAGAACACAUACCGGAGAAAAACCCUAUGAAUGUAAUCAGUGUGGGAAAGCCUUUUCACAGCAUGGAAAUCUCGAAAUGCAUAAAAGAACACAUACUGGAGAGAAGCCCUACAAAUGUAAUCAGUGUGGGAAAGCCUUUUCACUACUCGGAAAUCUCGAAAAGCAUAAAAGAACACAUACUGGAGAGAAGCCCUAUGAAUGUUAUCAGUGUGGGAAAACAUUUUCACAAUUGAUUAGUCUCCAGAUUCAUAAAAGAACACAUACUGGAGAGAAACCCUAUAAAUGUAAUCAGUGUGGUAAAGCCUUUGCUUGUUGUAGUGGUCUCCAGAAACAUGAAAGAAUUCAUACUGGAGAGAAACCCUAUGAAUGUAAUCAGUGUGGUAAAGCCUUUACACAGUCCAAUGCUCUCCAAGUGCACAAAAGGACACAUAGUGGGGAGAAAACCUACGAAUGUAAUCAGUGUGGUAAAGCCUUUGCAAGCUACAGUAGUCUCCAAGUGCAUAAAAGGACACAUACUGGAGAGAAACCUUAUGAAUGUACUCAAUGUGGUAAAGCCUUUUCACACCUCUUUACACUCCAAGUGCAUAAAAGAACACAUACUGGAGAGAAACCCUAUGAAUGUAAUCACUGUGGUAAAGCCUUUGCACAGUCCAGUAAUUUCCAAGUGCACAAAAGGACACAUACUGGAGACAAACCUUAG